AUGGCCCGUACGGAAGGUUUGGUUUACAGAAGUAUGACUUCUGAUGUUAGUGGUGAUGUACGCAUUUUGCUGAUUGGUGAACCUGGUGUUGGCAAAUCAUCGCUCAUAAUGUCAUUGCUUCAAGAUGCAUUUUGUGUUAAAGUACCUCCUCGAAUCGAUAACAUAAUAAUUCCUUCUGAUAUAACACCUGAGGGCGUAAUAACAUCAAUUCAUGAUUACUGUGCAAAGAAGCAAAGUGACGAAGAACUACGACGAGAGAUAAAGUGGGCGAAUGUUGUGUGUGUUGUUUAUGCUGUUGACAAUCAACAUUCUAUUGAUGAAGUGGUUUAUAAUUUUAUUACUAUUAAAGCUACAAAUAAAUGGUUGCCGUUAAUUAAGGAAGUUAAAAAGGAUGAAAAGGAGUGUUGUCCUCUAAUUUUUGUUGGAAAUAAAUCCGAUGAAACUGUGCCAUCAAAGCAUAUGAAUCAGGUACUUUCCAUUAUGAAUGAAUACAGCGAAAUAGAAACAUGUGUGGAAUGUUCAGCGAAAACAAUGAAAAACAUAAGCGAAAUAUUUUAUUACGCUCAGAAAGCCGUAAUUUAUCCUAUCCAUCAGUUAUAUAUAUCAGAAGACAGAGAACUAACUAGGAAAUGCAAGAAAGCAUUGAUACGUAUUUUCAAAAAAUUUAAUGAUUACUUUUUUGAGCUGUGUGAUUUUGAUAACGAUGGCCUUCUCAGUGACGUAGAAUUGAAUCGAUUUCAAUUAUUUGUCUUUGGGAUUCCGCUUACAGCAGUUGCAAUAUCAGAUGUGAAAUCUGCUGUAAGGUCAAAUCUGAAGGAUGGUGUUAUUGAUAGUGCCAUUACUCUUCCUGGUUUCAUCUACCUCCACCAGCUUUUUAUUCAUCGUGGACGACAUGAAACAACAUGGAGAGUAUUGCGAAAAUUUGGAUAUGACAACGACUUAGAACUUGCAACAGAUUACAUCCAACCUCCUCUGAAAGUACCGAAAGGUUGCUCUACUGAAUUGACUCAGAAGGGUUUGCAGUUUAUCUCUGCUCUAUUUCAAAAAUUUGAUGAGGAUAAAGAUGAUUGUUUAUCUCCAUCGGAACUUCAAAAUUUGUUCAGCGUUUGUUCAUCACAUGUAUGGACUAAAGAAGCAUAUUCUGCAGUAGAAACAAAUUCUAAAGGAUGGCUGACUUACAAUGGAUAUUUGUCUUAUUGGAUAUUGACGACGUUCUUGAAUGUUUCUUUGACGAUGGAAUUGUUGGCAUAUCUAGGUUUCAAUAUGCAUCAUGAGUCUCAGUUGGAUGCUAUUAGGUUGUUAUUUCAGGUAACACGAGACAGGCGAAUAGAUAUCACUGAAAAAUCUACCACCAGAACAGUAUUUCAGUGCCAUGUUAUAGGACCAAAGGGUGCUGGUAAAACGAUGUUCUUGCAAUCUUUUGUGGGUCGUAAUCUUAUGGACAUAGCGGUGUUGGGCAAAAGGUCGAUUUCACCUUAUGUUUUGAACAGGGUAGAGGUGAAGCAGAGUAUAAAAUAUCUUAUGCUUCAUGAAGUUGAUGUACUUUCACCUGACGAAGCUCUCACAGCUUAUGAAAAAAGUGCAGAUGUUAUUGUUCUUUUAUAUGAUAGUUCUGAUACCAAUUCUUUUGCAUAUUGUGCUUCAAUGUAUAUGAAGUAUUUUUAUCGUACCAAAGUGCCAUGCGUUAUUGUAGCCACAAAGUCGGAAUUAUGUGAAGUUGAACAAAACUAUGAACAACAACCGAAAGAGUUUUGUCGUACACACUCAUUACCUCAACCACUUCGCUUUCGACUGGAAGAUAUUGGGAAAACAGAUAAUCCAAUUUUUUUGCAGCUUGCAAUAAUGGCCGUUUAUCCGCAUUUGAAGCGAGUAUAUCAUAUUCAAGAUUCUUAUUUGUUGUCCACGAUUACUGUUGGUGCCGCCAUAGCUGCUUUGGCGGGAUUUCUUCUUUACAGGAAUUUGUGA
This is a messenger RNA of Thelazia callipaeda (thelaziosis nematode), 1965 nucleotides long. Lineage: Eukaryota; Metazoa; Nematoda; Chromadorea; Rhabditida; Thelaziidae. The record is from the annotation of a GenBank genome assembly.